AAACCCUAGUCCUACACACUGUCCUUGCCGUCAUUUCAGUUGCAGAGAGAGAGAGAGAGUGGGGCAAAAUGAAGUUCAAUCCUAGGGUUUCCAGUUCCCGCCGCAAGAGCAGGAAGGCACACUUCACGGCGCCGUCGAGUGUCCGGCGCAUCCUGAUGAGCGCGCCUCUCUCGUCGGACCUCCGCUCGAAGUACAACGUCCGGUCGAUGCCAGUCCGCAAGGACGACGAGGUCCAGGUGGUUCGCGGUACCUACAAGGGGCGUGAGGGCAAGGUAGUGCAGGUGUACCGCCGCAAGUGGGUCAUCCACAUCGAGCGCAUCACUCGCGAGAAGGUUAACGGCUCCACCGUCAACGUUGGAAUCCACCCCUCCAAGGUGGUCGUCACCAAGCUCCGCCUCGACAAGGACCGCAAGUCCCUCCUCGAUCGCAAGGCCAAGGGUCGCGCUGCUGCCGACAAGGACAAGGGGACCAAGUUCACCGCCGAGGACAUCAUGCAGAGCGUUGAUUGAUUUCUCGAUCGAUCUGUUGGUAUAUCGUAUCGCUAUAUUAUAAUACUUUUGUAGCUGCUUAUUUUAUGCCUUGUCUUGUUUGUCAACGGAUGAGGAAUGACAUUGUUAUGCUUGGAUGAUUUUGACGUGGAGAUCAGGGUUCGGAAUUUCUUUUUGUCAUUUUGAUUUAAAAUGCUUAUGUUACUCGGUGAUACUUUUUGGUUUAAUCCAAUUUGACUUUUUAAAA
Messenger RNA from Cornus florida, 735 nucleotides. Its product is annotated as large ribosomal subunit protein uL24z-like. Lineage: Eukaryota; Viridiplantae; Streptophyta; Magnoliopsida; Cornales; Cornaceae. The record is from RefSeq and is a predicted model, not a curated record. The transcript has a single exon. Gene Ontology annotation, cellular component: ribosome; cytosolic large ribosomal subunit. The coding region runs from base 69 to 509 and encodes 146 amino acids. Gene Ontology annotation, biological process: cytoplasmic translation; ribosomal large subunit biogenesis. Gene Ontology annotation, molecular function: RNA binding; structural constituent of ribosome.